AAGGGCUGUCUGUUGUCUCGCCCGCCCGGCUCUACUGCAUGGUCAAGGGAUGAUGCUGAUCUAUAUAAACAGAGACUCCAUUGCAGGCCGCUCAUAUUUCUUCGAGACAACCAUCCUGCCCGCCGAUAUCUGUACUUUAGGUACAUCAUGGCCAGCCUCCUGCUGAAGAACAAGGCCCAGCCGGACGUUGUCCCAUGGAAGACUACCGGGGAAUGGCUGCGGCGUACGAUGCUGGCUACUCUUGUUCGCCGCGUCUCGGACUACACCAUGCCCAAGGGAUCCUUCACCUCUACUGCCUUUCGGGACUUUGACUGCGACUUGAAGGCGUGGGAGAUCAAAAUGCGGGCGAUCAGUCUUGCAAAUGACGUUUUUGGCCUACAGCGCGGAAAUCAAGGAUGGCGACGAGUGUGA
Molecule: messenger RNA, 411 nt
Organism: Trichophyton rubrum CBS 118892
Lineage: Eukaryota; Fungi; Ascomycota; Eurotiomycetes; Onygenales; Arthrodermataceae
Exons: 1
Coding region: 148-411 (87 amino acids)
Source: RefSeq, a predicted model, not a curated record